This is a messenger RNA of Vigna unguiculata (cowpea), 2570 nucleotides long. RefSeq names its product type IV inositol polyphosphate 5-phosphatase 3-like. Gene Ontology annotation, molecular function: phosphatidylinositol-4,5-bisphosphate 5-phosphatase activity; inositol-polyphosphate 5-phosphatase activity; phosphatidylinositol-3,4,5-trisphosphate 5-phosphatase activity. The record is from RefSeq and is a predicted model, not a curated record. Gene Ontology annotation, biological process: phosphatidylinositol dephosphorylation. Lineage: Eukaryota; Viridiplantae; Streptophyta; Magnoliopsida; Fabales; Fabaceae.
UUGAAUAAUCUAACCGUCCAUGGUGACUUAGGAUUAUCGUGGACCACUAGUUGCCGUCUUAUAAAACCAUGUCAAAUGUUGUUGAUAACCAUGUUUUUGCGGAAAAUUCUUUUUAAACUUCAUUGCCCUUUGUUUAAUUAUUUGAUUAAAGUUGUAAGUUAUAAUCUUUCUCCUACAAACCCCGAAAAAUUCUCCGAUUAACCCAACUAAAUUGUAGAGUCAAAGCCCCGGAAUCUUUCAGCAAAAAAGGAGCACAUUUUUUCAGCUCCAACUGCAUUUCCUUUGUUACCUAACUGUGUAUAUCAUGUGUAUAGGCACAACCCAACAAUCUUCUCUCUUACCCAUCUUCAUUUUUCUCAUUCUGGUUAAUUAUAUUUUGGUAGCCAUAUUCAGCAGUGAUGAAGAAUCAUAGGUCACCACACCUCCAACAGAGGACUUGGGCUGAAAUAUGUUGUUUCGGUUGGUCCUGCAUACAGCUCUUCUGGGCAAAGCUGGUCAUGCGUAAGUGGCUUAACAUGGGGAGUUACGACUCUGAUUACAGUGCUGACCCUGAUGAAGACGAUGAUGAUUCUGAAAGUGCUUCAGACAACGAAGAAUGGGGAAGACAGUCGCGGUUUGCAGACAACAGUGGUUAUGAUGAUGAAACUCCAUCUGAAUCUACAGAUUUUCUUCCCAGGUUAAGGAAGCAAAAGUCAUCAACUUUUAGAUCUCAGUAUAUAAACAAAAACGAGUUGAAGAUAUGUGUUGGGACAUGGAAUGUUGGAGGAAAACUUCCACCUGAUGACCUUGUUAUUGAUGAUUGGCUUGGUGUCACUGAACCAGCCGACAUCUAUGUACUCGGUCUUCAAGAGAUUGUACCCUUAAACCCUGCUAAUAUUUUUGGUGCUGAAGAUACUCGUCCUGUUCCAAAAUGGGAGGAUAUUAUUCGAGAAACACUGAAUAGAGUUCGACCUGAACUACCAAAGAUAAAGUCCUUUAGUGACCCUCCCUCUCCAUCAAAAUUUAAGCCAUCAGAUGAUGUGCCUGAUAUAGAAGAAGAAAUAUUGCUUGAAAGUGAUAGUGACAUUGGUGAGGAAGUCCAUCCUUUGGAUGAAGACAACAAUUUUUGUGAUGGACGCGCUGAUGGAACAAUCAUAGAUGCAACCGAGACUACAAAUUUAUUAGCUUCUGAUGCUGCUGAUAUUGUAAACUCCAAUUUGCCGGUUAAAACUGGUUUACAGAGACAGUUUUCUUUUCCAAAGAUGUUUGAUAGGCAACAGGGUUUGUCAGAAAACAUGGACACGUCAUUUUCCCAACAGGCCACUAAACUAACUCGAAUGCUUAGUGGAUCUGAAAGGAUUGGUUUGAGCUGGCCAGAGCCUCCAUUGCAUCUGCUAUCUCAGAGAGUUUUGGAUAGACCAACUUCUUUUAAAUCAUUGAAAUCCUUUAAAUCAUCUAAGUCUUUCAAAACAUAUAACUCUUUCAAGUCAAUUAUGGGUGAAAUUCCAGGGACAGAAUUGAUUCCUGAAAUUGACCUUGAAGCUUUGAUAAAGCGAAAAAGAAGAUCUUCAUAUGUAAGGAUUGUUAGCAAGCAAAUGGUUGGGAUUUUCAUCACUGUAUGGGUUCGUCGGAGCUUGCGUAAACAUAUUCAAAAUUUAAAGGUUUCAACUGUUGGUGUUGGUAUUAUGGGCUAUAUUGGUAACAAGGGAUCAAUAUCUAUCAGUAUGUCCAUACAUCAGACACUCUUUUGUUUCAUAUGUACCCACCUUACCUCGGGUGAAAAGGAAGGAGACGAACUUAAAAGGAAUGCUGAUGUUCAUGAAAUACUUCGUAGAACCCAAUUCCAUUCUCUUUCCUAUAUAGGGCUUCCCAAAAGAAUCCUUGAUCAUGAAAGAAUAAUUUGGUUGGGUGAUCUGAAUUAUCGUAUCAACUUAUCAAAUGUGGAAACAAAAGCUCUUAUCUCAAAAAAGCAGUGGUCAAAAUUAGUUGAGAAAGACCAGCUCAUGCGAGAACUCAAGAAUGGUGUGUUUGGAGGAUGGUCAGAAGGCAUAUUAAACUUUCCACCAACUUACAAGUAUGAGGUUAAUUCAGAUAAAUACUAUGGAGAGGAUCCCAAGGUUGGAAAGCGCUCACCUGCAUGGUGUGAUCGUAUUCUUUCAUAUGGCAAGGGAAUGAAGUUGUUGAGUUACAGAAGGGCAGAGCUCAAACUAUCCGAUCACAGACCUGUGACGGCCACAUACAUGGUUGAGGUUGAAACCUUCUCUCCAAGGAAGCUACAGCGAGCUCUAACUUUCACUGAUGCAGAGAUAGAAAAUGAACAAGCCAUAACAAAUUCGAGUAAUUGGAAUUAGCUGCUUAACUGGACAGGAGAUUUCACGAGUUGUAAAGAAUAACUUGCAGAAUUUCAGGGAGCAUCUGUGAUAGCUGCUGCAACUUCUAACUCUCACAUUACCACUACUAGAUAUUAGAUUCAUUCAUUUUUUGUUUCUUUUAAAUCUUUUUUUUUUUGCUGGAAAUGUUUGUAAAAGAUUUUGUCUUUUAGUAAUCUUACCAAUAAAAUUUAGAGUUAGUCGUUUGUUUGAUUGAGAAUA